UGUCUAUAUAUUUUCCGCGGAAUCCCAUUGUUCUGAUUAUCCGAUCACCAACUUGCAAGAUUUUAUCCAAAAACAAAAGGGGCAAAGAGCAAGAAGAAUAGCGCAAAGCGACUCAGCGACUCCGCUAUUAUGAACCGUGGACAAUAACGCAAACGAACUUGAAGACUACCCAUAUUAGGGUAGCUUGUCCAUCAUUUAUCUUCAUGGUUCAGGUUCAUCGAGUAAUGUCUACGAGGGCUAUAACAAUGCUCGAAUCACAGCAAUAGAGGUACCAGAUACUAUCGUCAGACGAACCUAGUAACUGGAAUAAUAGAUGACAUGUGUCAAUCAAGAAAUAUGCAACAUUCUCUCGGAGGCUGAGGCUGGACGAUUGUUAAUUGUAGUAAAGUCAGCCCAGCCAGGGUAUCAUUUAACCGUACAUCAUGAAAUGCAGGUUCGCUCUUACCUAAUUAUAGCGCAGAGUAAUGGAAUGAUGGUUGUGUUUACUGGCACAACGUUGGCAUAUGACUCGGUCCGCUUUAUUUGGUUGUUAUCUGUUUAAUUUUGACUGAAUGGUUAUAACAUGGCCCCCCUUGUUGUGGUGAGUUACCGUAGCAUUAGCAUUCAUCUCUGCGAUGUACCCACCGGUGAGGUAAAGUUUUUCAG
Serpula lacrymans var. lacrymans S7.9 is the source of this 645-nucleotide messenger RNA. RefSeq lists its product as uncharacterized. The coding region runs from base 314 to 541 and encodes 75 amino acids. The record is from RefSeq and is a predicted model, not a curated record. The transcript is spliced from 4 exons. NCBI's taxonomy places the organism in Eukaryota, Fungi, Basidiomycota, Agaricomycetes, Boletales, Serpulaceae.